GAAGCCAAUUGAGUCGAGUCCCGUCCCUGGAUUCGACGACUAGGGAAACAAGAUGUCCCAAACGGUUGGAAAGGUAACUCCCCUCAUUCUCAAUAUCCCUUGAGUGAAAAAAAAAAAAAGAAUCAAUCACAUCUAAUAAACACACAAGACUCGUCUCGCCUACUCCCGAACAUGGCACUACGUUGAUGUCGGCACGGACUCACGCAGUCUGGGUCGUCUCGCCUCCUCAAUCGCCCUCACUCUCAUGGGCAAAAACAAGCCUGUUUAUGACCCUUCCACGGAUUGCGGCGACUACGUGGUCGCCGUCGGAUGCCACGACCUCCACACGACCGGAAAGAAGCGGUUCCAGAAGAAAUAUUACACGCACACGACGCGUCCCGGUAGUCUGCGCACGAUGACUAUGGAUAAGAUGUUUGAGAAAUGGGGUGGUGGUGAAGUGCUCCGGAGAGCUGUUCGGGGCAUGCUUCCGAAGAACCGGUUGAGGGAUAAGAGAUUGGCACGACUGAAGACUUUCGAAGGUCUCGCACACCCCUACAAGGAAAAUAUCGUCAAGGUCGGAACCCAGUCGACUAUUGGAAAUCUACCCGAGGUCCAGCAGGCUUUUAUGGAAGCGAAGGCGUCGCAAUAGGUGGAUGGGUUGGUCUGCGGUUUGAUUCGUUUUCUUUGCUCGACUAGAUACCAGCGGCAUUAUACUGUAUUUCUACGUGUAUUUAUUAUUAUGAUAACUUUCUAGCGCAUGGGUGGGAGUUAGUUUGUACAUGGGAAAAAAAAAAAAAACAACAUUUUUUUUUUUUCUCUUUCUUCGCAAAUGUCUGGAUUCGGUCUACAUUUAUCCUCUUGAUCUCUUACUUGGUUAAUGCCGAUAGAAAGUGAAUGGUAUUCCUGAUCCCCGC
Messenger RNA from Aspergillus ochraceoroseus IBT 24754, 893 nucleotides. Its product is annotated as mitochondrial 54S ribosomal protein uL13m. Gene Ontology annotation, biological process: negative regulation of translation; translation. Gene Ontology annotation, molecular function: mRNA binding; structural constituent of ribosome. Gene Ontology annotation, cellular component: mitochondrial large ribosomal subunit; ribosome. Bases 245 to 628 code for a protein of 127 amino acids. NCBI's taxonomy places the organism in Eukaryota, Fungi, Ascomycota, Eurotiomycetes, Eurotiales, Aspergillaceae. The transcript has 2 exons. The record is from RefSeq and is a predicted model, not a curated record.